Arvicola amphibius (Eurasian water vole) is the source of this 2662-nucleotide messenger RNA. It is a transcript of the gene Plcd1, whose product is annotated as phospholipase C delta 1. NCBI's taxonomy places the organism in Eukaryota, Metazoa, Chordata, Mammalia, Rodentia, Cricetidae. The record is from RefSeq and is a predicted model, not a curated record. Gene Ontology annotation, molecular function: phosphatidylinositol-4,5-bisphosphate phospholipase C activity; calcium ion binding. The coding region runs from base 43 to 2391 and encodes 782 amino acids. Gene Ontology annotation, biological process: phosphatidylinositol-mediated signaling; lipid metabolic process. The transcript is spliced from 15 exons.
UCUAAGCUAGGAUUUACCCCGGCGGAGUCUUGGGAGGACACCAUGCAGUGCCUCGGGGUCCCGAGCUGCAGGCGGCGAAGCGUGAGCCGCUCCCGGGAGCUCUACCUGCAGGAGCAGAGUCUCAAAGUGGCUGCGCUCAAUGGGCAGAGGCUGGGGCUGCAGGAUGACCAGGACCUCCAGGCCCUUCUGAAAGGCAGCCAGCUUCUGAAGGUCAAGUCCAGCUCGUGGCGGAGAGAACGGUUCUACAAGCUACAAGAGGACUGUAAGACCAUCUGGCAGGAGUCCCGCAAGGUCAUGAGGUCCCCGGAGUCCCAGCUGUUCUCUGUCGAGGACAUUCAGGAGGUACGGAUGGGGCACCGCACCGAAGGCCUGGAGAAGUUUGCCCGUGACAUACCCGAAGACCGCUGCUUCUCCAUCGUCUUCAAGGACCAGCGCAAUACACUAGACCUCAUUGCCCCGUCAUCGGCUGACGCGCAGCACUGGGUGCAGGGCCUGCGUAAGAUCAUCCAUCACUCGGGCUCCAUGGACCAGCGUCAGAAGCUACAGCACUGGAUUCACUCCUGCUUGCGAAAGGCUGACAAGAACAAGGACAACAAGAUGAACUUCAAGGAGCUGAAGGACUUCUUGAAGGAACUCAACAUACAGGUGGACGACAGCUACGCCAGGAAGAUCUUCAGGGAAUGUGACCACUCCCAGACAGACUCGCUGGAGGAUGAGGAGAUUGAGACCUUCUACAAGAUGCUGACCCAGCGGGCGGAGAUCGACCGCGUCUUUGCCGAGGCUGCAGGAUCCGCGGAGACCCUGUCGGUAGAAAAGCUCGUCACGUUCCUGCAGCAUCAGCAGCGGGAGGAGGCCGCGGGGCCAGCGCUGGCCCUCUCCCUCAUUGAGCGCUACGAACCCAGUGAGACUGCCAAGGCGCAGCGGCAGAUGACCAAGGACGGCUUCCUUAUGUACUUGCUGUCCGCCGACGGCAACGCCUUCAACCUGGCACACCGCCGUGUCUACCAGGACAUGGACCAGCCACUCAGCCACUACUUAGUGUCUUCUUCCCACAACACCUACCUGCUGGAAGACCAGCUCAGAGGGCCCAGCAGCACGGAGGCCUACAUCCGGGCUCUGUGCAAAGGCUGUCGCUGCUUGGAACUCGACUGCUGGGAUGGACCCAAUCAGGAACCCAUCAUCUACCACGGCUACACUUUCACCUCUAAGAUUCUUUUCUGUGACGUGCUCAGGGCCAUCCGGGACUAUGCCUUCAAGGCAUCCCCCUACCCCGUCAUCCUGUCCCUGGAGAACCACUGCAGUCUGGAGCAGCAGCGAGUGAUGGCGUAUCACCUGAAGGCUAUCCUGGGGCCCAUGCUGUUGGACCAGCGCCUGGAGGGGGUUACCACGAGCUUGCCUUCCCCUGAGCAACUGAAGGGCAAGAUCCUGCUGAAAGGGAAGAAGUUUGGAGGGCUGCUUCCUGCUGGAGGGGAAAACGGGCCUGAGGCCACUGACGUGUCCGAUGAAGAUGAAGCCGCGGAAAUGGAGGACGAGACCGUGCGGAGCCAAGUGCAGCAGAAGCCCAAGGAGGAUAAGCUAAAGCUGGCGCCGGAGCUCUCUGACUUGGUCAUUUACUGCAAGAGUGUCCACUUUGGUGGCUUCUCCAAUCCUAGCACCUACGGGCAGGCAUUCUAUGAGAUGGCCUCCUUCUCUGAGAACCGUGCCCUCCGGCUGCUUCAGGAGUCAGGAAAUAGUUUUGUCCGCCAUAAUGUGAACCACCUGAGCAGGAUCUACCCAGCUGGGAGAAGAACAGACUCCUCCAACUACAGCCCUGUGGAGAUGUGGAAUGGGGGCUGCCAGAUCGUGGCUCUGAACUUCCAAACCCCUGGGCCAGAGAUGGAUGUAUACCUGGGCCGCUUCCAGGACAAUGGAGCCUGUGGGUAUGUGCUGAAACCCGCCUUCCUGAGAGACCCCAACACCACCUUCAACUCACGUGCCCUGACUCAGGGGCCCUGGUGGGCUCGGAAGAGGCUCCGUGUCCGGAUCAUCUCGGGACAGCAGCUGCCAAAAGUCAACAAGAGUAAGAAUUCAAUCGUGGACCCCAAGGUGAUAGUGGAGAUCCACGGUGUGAGCCGGGACGUGGCCAGCCGCCAGACCGCAGUGAUUACCAAUAAUGGUUUCAACCCCUGGUGGGACACGGAGUUUGAGUUUGAGGUGGCCGUGCCUGACCUUGCCCUUGUGCGCUUUGUAGUAGAGGACUAUGAUGCCUCCUCCAAGAACGACUUUAUUGGCCAGAGUACUAUCCCCUGGAGCAGCCUCAAGCAGGGGUACCGCCACGUCCACCUCUUGUCUAAGAACGGAGACCAACAUCCAUCAGCCACGCUCUUUGUGAAGAUCUCCCUCCAGGACUAAGCCUGGGGUGGGUGAGGUCCAUCCUGAGUGGGCCACGCUGUGUGCACCUUGGGGCGAGGCUGGCACUGUUGCGCCGACUUCUGGUGUGGAGCGCGAGGGCCUGGACUGCCUUUAGCUCUAAUACAUCAGCUGUGCUUCCUGCCUCUCUGGGGACCCAGGAGCAGUCCAGUCCCUGGAGUGGCCAAACUUCCGUUAGGAACAACACUGCAGCCCUCCCCCUACCCUCUAGCUGUCUUUAGGUUGUGAGUUUUUAUAAAAAUCACAAGAUAAA